AUUUUCUUUAUUUCACUAAAAUAGAAUGGAUACAGUAGCAAUCCAAGCAUGGUCCAACUCAAACCUUUACGCCUUCCAUCUCUUCUUCACUAUUUCAAAAAACAAACAAAACUGCAGCUUCUUUUUGUGCAAGUAUCAUCAUAAAACUCUUAUUUCUGCUGAUUUCAAUUUCAAAAUUCAAAUUCAUAUCACGUCGUUGCUUUCUAUCAUGUUAUAUUUUGAAUUUGAAUUCAAACUCACUCAGAUAUAUUUCUUUUCUCUCUAGCCUCACACAGCCGUUUGCUCCAUGUAUCAUAUGUCCCUCUCUCUCUCUCUCUCUCCCUCUACCCGAAUCUCUCUCUUCCUCCCUCUGUCUAUCUCUCUCUCCCCCGGCUUUCUCUACACUCUCUUUCCGUUUCUUCGUGUGUUUCCGUCCGACUCUCUCUCUCCCCCUUACCAUGUCCCUCUUUUCUAAUAUAUAUGUAAUUGACCAUUGAGGCAGGGGAGUGAGUAGUGAUCUUCUAAUGGAAGAGAUACGAUUUGUGCUUCUUCUCUCUCUAUCGUGUUCCCCUUUUUCUAGGGUUUCAAGAUUCUCCAAUUUAAUCUCUCUCUCGCCGGAGCUGGUUGGAGACUUCUCUGAAGAAAUUAUUAAAAGAGAAAAGCUUUGGACAGGUGUCGCAGACUUCUUGCAAGAAGUAACAUCAAAACAUGAUCAGAAGCAAUGUUGGCUGCAUAAGGAUGAACCUUACAGAUAUGUUACAGCCCAGGAAUUUUCCAAAGCUUACCUAUCAUUUCAUAAAGUGAUGUAGUGCAGUUCACCGUUUUGGAGGUUAAGGUCAUUGAAGGUCACCGAACUACAAUUGAUGUGGUGUUGGUCAAUGGUGUCCUUCAUGAAGGUGACCAGAUAGUUGUCUGCGGUUUGCAGGGAACUAAAUGUGGAUUCUUUUAUAGGGACCUAUUGCUACGACGAUACGAGCUUUAUUGACUCCUCAUCCAGUGAAGGAACUCCGUGUUAAGGUGAGUUCUCUCUUGAUUAUUUUUUGUAUGAGUUUCACUGACUGUUGUCUUUUCUCUCCUGCUAAGUUUCUCAGUAGUCUUUUUUUUUUUUGAAUAAGUUCUCAGUAGUCUUUUAAAAGGCUAUUUUGGGACUCUUAUUCAUUGAUCUGCAAAUCAGAAAUUCAUCGAAAAUGCUUAUGUUACUGUUUGAUGAUUGUUCAAUGUUGCAUAAAAAUGUAUUGUAUAUAUUUACUCAAUGAUCUUAUAAUAUUUUUUUUAACAAUAUAAUAUAUAAUUUUAUAUAAUCAUAAUAAAUGUUGUGAAAAUAUAAUUUUACUAUAUCAACUUUACUUUAUUUUGUGAGACAUAUAAAUACGAAUUUAAUUUUAAAUUUUAAUUCUGAAAAAUUAUAUUGAUUUAUGUUCAUCAAUUCAUGUGGAGUGGAAAAACAUUGUUCCACGUGGUAAAACAUUGUAGUGGAAGCACUUUUUUGAGUGAAACCAUCAUACAAAAUAAGAACUCUCGGGUCUACCACCUGCACCCAGAGGAUUGUCACAAGUUGAAGUGACAUUUGAUAUUGAUGCCAAUGGUAUGUUACUGUUUCUGCAAAGGAUAAGGCAACUGGAAAAGAGCAGCAGAUUACGAUAAAAUCAUCUGGGGGGCUUUCUGAAGAAUAUGGUCAGGGAAGCAGAUUUACAUUCUCAAAUACAUCAGGAGAGGAAAGAAUUGAUUGACCUCAUAAAUAGUGCUGACACAGCUAUAUAUAGCAUCGAAAAGAGCUUGGGCGAGUACAAGGAUAGGAUACCAUCAGAGGUGGUUACAGAGAUUGAGACUGCUGUGUCGAGCUUGAGGACAGCAAUAGGUGGUGAAAAUGCUGAGGAGAUCAAGUCCAAGCUCGAUGCUGCAAAUAAAGCCGUUUCAAAGAUUGGGGAGCAUAUGAGCAAAUAGACCAACCUGCCAGCCUACCAAGUUCAAUCAAUUAAGACUAAUUCAAAUCAGUGCAUUGGUUCACUACCAUCAGUUUUUUGUACUUGGAGACUCCAAAGUCCAAAGGUAACUUGAAUGCUGAGAAUAGAAGAGAGUAAGAUUUUUACAUUUAUUUAAAAUGCGGUUAUAUAUAAAAUAAACUUCGAUGUAAAUAUAGUUGUACGUCUUUUUGAUCUUGCCUUGAAGGUUUGCUUUUUUAACUUAGCAUUUGUUGCUCUGUUCUGUAACAGGAGUGUCGUUAUGCUAUUGGACUGAAAAAUGUCCACGUUUUAGAUAUAUAAUUUGAAAAAUGUCUCCAUAUGGACGAAUUGAAAUCUUAUGAGAGUGUCUUGGAUUUGCUUUUUGUAUUUUCAGUUAUUUGAUUAACAUGGAACAUAUCAUGCUUGCUUAUUAGAUGUUAAAAUUUAUAAUUUUUACAGGUUUUGCGCUUUUAUAGAUCAAAAAUGGAUUGAAAGGCUCAUUACGAAAUAAUAAUUUUAGGAUUGGGUUUUGAGCACAGUUGGUAAGAGCGUUCUGUUAUGUUAAUAUGUUAUACCCUGGGUGGCAAUUGCUUGCUUGAGUUCUGAUAAACAAAGAACGAAAAGUAAGGCGAUUAUAGAUGGUAGUUUGAGCUGGAAAGUUUGGCCUAUUGGAGUAGGGUGGAAGAGAUUUCCAUUUGUGAAUAUUUGCUAAAUAUGAAACUAAGAUGGCCUCUAUAUACUUUAUUUUACGUGGUGCUUAUCUUUUUGUCCUGUCUGAUCUGAAUUGAUAUAUUAAGGAAUGGAGGGCUUGGGCACAUUGAAAGAUUUUAGACUAUACGUUUUAUUUCAAGAAGCAAUGAUUGUACAGUGGAGGAUGACAAGUGUUUGAGUUUAAUUUUUCUGGAGGCAACUAAUUAAAAGCUUGUGAAAAGCUAUGGAAACCAAAGAAGAGACACCCAGUGUCAUUGCAAGACUGAUGGGUUUCUAUGAAACGCGACACCAGCGCCCAUUCAUAAAAAGUACAGAGUGCUCUCUGAGGACUACCAAUGAUAGCUGGAUACUUUGCCGUUACUUGCAACUUCCUAACAGACAACAAGCUGGUAGACUAAUGUACACAGUACACACUUACUCACAUAUGUAUGCAUGUAUGUGUUUGGAUAGGUUUGUUCUUAUUGUCUUUCCUGUGCAUCUGGUCACUAAAACAUGUCAGGCAUUUUACUCUUUACAGAACAAGCCUAGAAGAGAGAUUUUUUUAACCAAAUUGGUCCAUUGGGAUUCUAUGGUGUCUACAGACUACAGUAGCAGCAUUUCAAUAUAUUUCAGAGCAUACCCUAAAUUAAGCA
Molecule: messenger RNA, 3265 nt
Organism: Daucus carota subsp. sativus
Lineage: Eukaryota; Viridiplantae; Streptophyta; Magnoliopsida; Apiales; Apiaceae
Product: ABC transporter G family member 48-like
Exons: 8
Coding region: 504-788 (94 amino acids)
Source: RefSeq, a predicted model, not a curated record